ACCAUGUCUCUCAAGGAUCAGCUCAUCCACACUGUCCACAAACAGGAGAGCCAUGCCGAAAAUAAGAUCAGCGUGGUUGGCGUGGGUGCAGUGGGAAUGGCCUGUGCCAUCAGCAUCCUCAUGAAGGACUUGGCUGAUGAACUCGCCCUUGUUGAUGUUGUGGAGGACAAGCUCAGAGGAGAGAUGCUGGAUCUCCAGCAUGGCAGCCUCUUCCUUAAAACUCCAAAGAUUGUCUCUGGCAAAGAUUACAGUGUGACUGCACACUCCAAGCUGGUCAUUGUCACUGCUGGUGCCCGGCAGCAGGAAGGAGAGAGCCGCCUUAACUUGGUCCAGCGCAACGUGAAUAUCUUCAAAUUCAUCAUUCCCAACGUCGUUAAAUACAGCCCUGACUGCAAGCUGCUUAUUGUCUCAAACCCAGUGGAUAUUUUGACCUAUGUGGCCUGGAAGAUCAGUGGCUUCCCCAAAAACCGUGUCAUUGGGAGCGGCUGCAAUCUGGACUCUGCCCGUUUCCGGCACCUCAUGGGAGAAAGGCUGGGCAUCCACCCGCUGAGCUGCCACGGAUGGAUCGUGGGAGAGCACGGAGACUCCAGUGUGCCUGUCUGGAGCGGAGUGAACGUUGCUGGCGUCUCUCUGAAGGCUCUUCAUCCAGACUUGGGAAGUGACGCAGACAAGGAACACUGGAAGGAUGUCCAUAAGCAGGUCGUGGACAGUGCCUAUGAGGUGAUCAAACUGAAGGGGUACACGUCCUGGGCUAUUGGCCUUUCUGUGGGAGACCUGGCUGAAAGUAUUAUGAAGAAUUUGAGAAGAGUGCACCCCAUCUCUACCAUUGUUAAGGGCUUGCAUGGAAUAAAAGAAGACGUCUUCCUAAGUGUUCCUUGUGUACUGGGCAGUAAUGGCAUCACUGAUGUAGUAAAGAUGAUCCUAAAACCUGAGGAAGAGGACAAAUUAAGGAAGAGUGCAGACACACUGUGGGCAAUCCAGAAGGAACUACAGUUUUAAACCUGCCCAAGCAGUUUUCGGGUCUUAGCAGUUUAACGGGUUUAGUGGUUUGUCUUACGUUGCACUUUCCAAGUAAGUCAAAUCUUGCAAUGUAUUAUCUCAACUAGAACACACAAAAAGCUCAAAUCUGAACAAUGGAGUUUCCUGAAGAUAGCAUUAGGAAACUAAUCUAGGGUUUUCCCUGUUCACAGACACCCCUGUUCUUAGCCAGAGCUAGAUUACCUAGUCAGUCUUAUUCAGUGAAGUGGUAUGACAAAUCCAGCAUUCAAAGCAGCACUGCCUAAAAAAACCUUUGCCUUUUCCUCAUCUUGUUUCAUGUUGGUUCAAGGAAUAAGGAGUAAUUGCUACACAAUGUGAAACCAAAGACAUUUCUUGAAGUUAAAGGAUUGUCAAGCCAAUUGACCAACCUUCUCUGCCAGCUGAAUCGCUUAAAUAUUUCACUGUUGAUAGGUCCAAGUGUAUUUUCCUAACACUGCUUUGGAAUUUUUGUGGGUAUUUUUUUCUUAGAGAACCUUAUUUUUGUGUACUAUAUCAGUCUAGUUGUAAGUUCUGUCUCCAGAGCAUGUUUAAAAAAUGUUAAGGUUUCUAUGUGCAACAAGACAGUGACUGUCCAACUGUAGUACCAACUACAACACCAAAUAAACCACAAACUGUUA
This is a messenger RNA of Passer domesticus (house sparrow), 1655 nucleotides long. Its product is annotated as L-lactate dehydrogenase A chain. The record is from RefSeq and is a predicted model, not a curated record. Lineage: Eukaryota; Metazoa; Chordata; Aves; Passeriformes; Passeridae. Gene Ontology annotation, cellular component: cytoplasm. Gene Ontology annotation, molecular function: L-lactate dehydrogenase (NAD+) activity. The coding region runs from base 4 to 999 and encodes 331 amino acids. Gene Ontology annotation, biological process: pyruvate metabolic process; lactate metabolic process. The transcript is spliced from 7 exons.